This is a messenger RNA of Ixodes scapularis (black-legged tick), 3375 nucleotides long. It is a transcript of the gene NAT1, whose product is annotated as eukaryotic translation initiation factor 4 gamma 2. Lineage: Eukaryota; Metazoa; Arthropoda; Arachnida; Ixodida; Ixodidae. Gene Ontology annotation, cellular component: eukaryotic translation initiation factor 4F complex. Gene Ontology annotation, molecular function: translation initiation factor activity; mRNA binding; protein binding. The record is from RefSeq and is a predicted model, not a curated record.
UUGUCCAUCAGGUUUAUGACCUCAUUGAAGCCGCGGAAUCUCGCGAAGGCUCGCGAGAGGGGGCCCGGGGAAUUCUGGGAAAGCUCCCUGUGCAUAACGCAGUCUGGAACAAAGCGUCGAGCAGGGACGAGGCCCCUGCGAGGAGGAGUGGCAGCAACAACGAUCAGGCGAGGAGCAGCAGCAGGGAGCUUUAGAGUGGCGCGGGCGGACCCCCCAGGCGCAACAACGGAAGGACCGAGAGGAGCGGGGGGCGCUUCAUCUCAGUGCGGCAGCAGGGACGGCUCAGCGGCCAACGUCUCCCCGUGCGUGCACCGAUGGGUUCCCCCAAGCAGUGUCAGGCGAGAUGCCCCCCUCAGCCCCGCUGACAAGAAUGACGCCAUCUUUCGCAAGGUGCGUGCCAUCCUCAACAAGCUCACGCCCGAAAAGUUCCACAAGCUGAGGAAGGAGUUGCUCGUCGUCGGCCUCGACUCCACCCAGAUCCUCAAGGGAGUCAUACUGCUGAUCUUCGACAAGGCCUUGGAUGAACCCAAGUACAGUUGCAUGUACGCUUCCCUCUGCCGGGAACUGUGCGAAGAGUCACCCAACUUCGAGCCUCCACCGUCGAGCAGCAGCGGGACCAACGGGGGUGCGCCCCAGACCACCUUCCGGCGCCUGCUGCUGACCAAGUGCCAGGAUGAGUUUGAGAACCGGCGGCGUGCCAGCGAGGCCUACGAGAAGCGCCAGGGGCGGCUGUCCCCGGAGGAGCAGGAGCAGCGCCUGGUGGCCAAGCACAAGAUGCUGGGCAACAUCAAGUUCAUCGGGGAGCUGGGCAAGCAGGGCUUGCUCCAGGAGUCCAUUCUGCACCAGUGCGUGCAGCAGCUGCUCCUCGGGUCAGGCCGCUGGCAGCAGCAGGACCUGGAGUGCCUCUGCCAGAUCCUGGUCACUGUGGGCCGCCGGCUGGACACUGCACGGGCCCGGCCCCUCAUGGACCAGUACUUCGAGCGCAUGCGGACCCUGUCGCAGGCCCCGGAGCUGCCGUCGCGCAUCCGCUUCCUCCUGCGGGACAUCCUGGAGCUGCGGGCAAACCGCUGGGUGCCCCGGCGGGGCAACGGGGAGCACGGGCCGCGCACCCUGCAGCAGAUCCGGGAGGAGGCGUCGCGGGACCUGGGCAUGUACGUGUCCUCCCGGGUGACGGCGCACAAGGGCUCGAUGGGCGGCAUGGACGACGUGUUUGCUCCCUUGCCCCUGGCCAGCCUGGGCACGGGGCCUGGGGUGAUCCCUUCGGGCGGAGACCGCUUCUUCCCCUACUCGGGCCGCGGUGGGAACUCGCGCGCCCCCCUCAACUCCUCCGGCUUCCUCGGAGGCGGCGGCGGUAGUAACUUCUACAACGGCCGCAUCGGCCAGCAACAGCAACAACAGCAGACGCAACAGCAGUUUGGCCGCAACAGCCAGCAGGGGCAGGGAGGCCCCCGUGGCGGGGAGCACCUGCCCCCCCGCUUCCUCAAGAAACAGACGUCGGGCAGCGCGGACGAGAUCUCCCUGCGCCCGGCCCAAAACUCGAUGGUGCUCAAGCCCAAGACCCCACUGAGCUUCUCCAAGGGGGCUCCAACCUCGGGAGUGGGCAACGUGGGAGGGCCGGCUUUGGGUCCCCACCCACUGGCCAAGCAGGCCCUGAAAGAAGCACCGAUAGUGAUCAAGCAAGUGGUGCAAGACAAGAACCGGGCCAACCGCAUAGCCCAGGAGCGGGAGAAGGUGGUGACCCGCGAGGAGGUGCUCUCCCAGGUGGACGAGCUGCUGAACACGCUGCGGGCCGGCGGGGACGGCCAGCAGCCGCCCUCCUCGGCCAACAACCCCGAGGAGGCCGGCAAGGCCUUCGAGGCCCUCAAGAUACCCCGCAAGUUCCUGGCGGACGCACUGGCUCACGUCAUGCUGGCCACCCUGGACAAGCCGGAGGCAGAGCUGCUGCCGCAGCUGGCCCUGGCCUACAAGAAGGACGGGGGCCCCGCCUACCUGGAGGCGCUCCAGGAGGUGUUUGGGCGCAUGGCGGCGCUGGAGGUGGAGAUGCCGCUGGUGAAGAGCAUGGUGGCGGGCCACGUGGCGCGUGGCGUUGCCCGGGGCCUGGUGUCGCUCUCGGAGCUGGCCGGGGCCCUGCCCAACGGCCAGCACUACCCGCUCUUCUUGCUGGUGCUGCAGCAGCUGUCCCGCACCCAGGGCCGCGUCUGGCUCACCCAGGGACUCGCAGCCGCCAAGGUUGACCUGGAGUCCGUGCUGCCGGAGGGCAACCGGGGCCCCGAGCGGCUGGCGGAGGUGCUGGAGGACCGUGGCCUGGGCUUCCUGCUGCCCCGACUGCAGGGGGACAUGUGGCGGCAGCUCAAAGCAGACCCCAGCCCCAACGCCCUGUACCGUUGGCUCAGGGAGUCCCUGGAGCCCCAGCAACAGGCCCAGCCGUCCUUUGUGCACGCCCUGGUCACCUGCCUGCUCAGGCACAUCACCGGGGAGACCACCCUGCCUGGACUGGUUACCAAUUCGGACGCGACCAACAACACCGACAACAGCAACAAUGGGCCCGCGGUGCAGCUCUCGGCCGCCAACCAGGUGCCCGAGCGGGCCCAGCUGGACAAGGAGCGGGAGCUGGCGGGCCGCUUCCAGCCCCUGCUGCGUGCCUUCCUCGGGGAGCGGCCCUCCCUGCAGCUGGCGGCCUUGUACGCCCUGCAGACCUUCUGCCACUCCCUGGGCUUCCCCAAGGGCAUGCUGCUGCGCUGGUUUGUACUGCUCUACGACCUGGAGGUGGUCGAGGAGGAGGCCUUCCUCAAGUGGAAGGAGGACGUAAAUGAUGACUACCCUGCCAAGGGGAAGGCGCUCUUCCAGGUAAACCAGUGGCUGACCUGGCUGGAAGAGGCUGAGGAAGAAGAGGAGGAGGAGGAAGAUUGCUCUGACGAAGGGGACAACUGACGGAUGCGACCAGGCCCAAUAAACGAAACGGGCGCGUCCCGCUCUCCCGCAGCCAGCGCUCUCUCGCGGCGGGGCUGAGAAAAUUCUGAACGCAGCUCUGGUCUCGCUCUCUUUCAAUCUCUAGUUCCGAUCCCUGGAUUGAUUUUUUUUUUUUAUUCCUUCUCCUCCGGGUCCGGUGUUUCUCUUCCUAACACCCUCUUCUCUUUCUCUCUCGGGCAGCGAGGGUCUGCCACUUUUUUAAGGAUAAGGUCGCGGAUCUUUAAAGCCGUGCCUGAGAGCUUUUUUAAACUGGAUUGCGUCGGAUUUUUUUUUUUUUUUAAUGAGCUGAUACGAACUGGAUGGAGAUUUGGCUGGUGGCUUUUCCUGCUUGAGGAAAGCGUCGCCGACCUAAAUAAAUAAAAAUAAAAAGAUUAUAAUAAAACGGCUUUUCUUUUUUUCUACUAA